AAUAAAAGCCAGAGAUCAGAAGUUAUCUCAUCACAGAGCCGGAGAAGAGGAACUAUUAGGGAAAUACGUAGUGUAAGUAAUGGAGGACAGAGGAGCUGAGGAAGAAACCAAAGAGAGGCCCAAAUGGGACAACAAAGUUCAGUAUCUGCUCACGUGUAUCGGAUUUGCUGUGGGACUCGGAAAUGUGUGGAGAUUCCCGUAUCUGUGCCAGAUUUACGGAGGAGGUGCAUUUCUAAUCCCAUAUCUGAUUGCACUGGUGUUUGAGGGAUUACCUCUGCUCUACCUGGAGCUGGCGAUUGGACAGAGUCUCCGUAAGGGAAGCAUCGGAGUGUGGAGCUCCAUCUCACCCUACCUGGGUGGAGUCGGCAUGGCGUCGAUGGUGGUCUCGUUCCUUGUAGGAAUGUUCUAUAACACCAUCCUGGCCUGGGUCCUGUGGUACUUCUUUAAUUCCUUCCAGGAUCCAUUGCCAUGGUCACAGUGUCCUCUAAAUGAAAACCAGACAGAGUACGUGUGGGAGUGUGUGAUGGGGACGCCUGUGAAUUAUUUCUGGUACCGUGAGACACUGAACAUCUCUCCGAACAUCGAGUCGAGCGGCUCGCUGCAGUGGUGGAUGGUGGUGUGUGUCGCUACCGCCUGGGCCGUCGUCUACAUCUGCUUCAUCCGCGGCAUCGAGACCAUCGGAAAGGCGGUGUAUGUAACAGCUACAUUUCCUUACCUGGUGUUAACAAUUUUUCUCAUACAAGCUCUUACACUUCCUGGAGCCACCGACGGACUGGAGUACCUUUUUACACCAGACUGGCAGGUCCUGUUAAACCCUCAGGUGUGGUUAGAUGCUGCCACUCAGAUCUUCUUCUCUCUAUCUCUGGCGUUCGGAGGCCUCAUCGCCUUCUCCAGCUACAACCCCAUACAGAAUAACUGUGAGCGAGACGCUUUGCUGGUGGGCUGCAUUAACAGUCUCACGUCGCUCUACGCCUCCAUUCCUAUUUUCUCCAUUCUGGGAUUCAAAGCUACUACAAACAACAACAACUGCAUCCAGAGUAACAUCCUCAAACUAACCAACGAGUUCGACUUCUCUGAUCAGAACAUCACCCUGAGUAACUAUAACGACUGGCUGUCCUACCUCAACAGCUCCUAUCCUGAUCAGGUUACUUCCCUGGAUCUGAGACACUGCGAUCUGAAGAGGUUUCUGGAUCAGAGUGCAUCAGGAACGGGUUUGGCCUUCAUCGUGUUCACAGAGGCGGUGACCUCCAUGCCUGCGUCCCAGGUGUGGGCUGUCCUCUUCUUCAUCAUGCUCUUCAGCCUCGGCCUGUCCUCCAUGUUCGGCAACCUGGAGGGUGUCCUCACUCCGCUGCUCGACCUGAACAUGGUGCCGAAGUGGAUUCCUAAAGAACUCUUCACUGCUGUAAUCUGUAUCAUAUCGUUCCUGGUGGCUCUGAUCUUCACCAUGAGCUCAGGAAAUUACUGGCUGGAGAUUUUUAACAGUUACGUCGGCUCCGUCCCGCUCCUCAUCAUCGCCUUCUUUGAAAUCAUCGCUGUGGUCGGCUUCUAUGGAAUGGGACGCUUUAGUGAGGAUCUGGAGUUUAUGACGGGGCGAAAGCCCAACAUAUUCUGGCGUGUGUGCUGGUUGGGGAUCAGUCCUGUGAUGCUGCUGGUGGUACUGGUGGCAUACGUGGUGAUUCAGGUGCAGGUGCAACCCAAGUACCCCGCCUGGAACCCAGGAUACGACCAGUUCCCUGAAGCGGAGAUGAAGCCGUAUCCCGACUGGGUGUUUGCGAUCUGCGUGCUGCUCUCGGCUCUGCCGGUGUUUCCCAUCCCCAUCGUAGCGCUCUAUCACCUCAUCAGACGCUUCACACACUCCCACAACCGCUCGCACACACACACACAGCCCAAGAACCCAUACGGCAACACCGCCUACAUACCAGACUGAGACACAAACAACAUUCAUCAACACCAAACACUUAUCCUCUCAACUUUUAAAACAAAAUAGUCUGGUGAUGAUCGUUACAGUUACCAAUAUUACAUUACACGUAGUGUGUAUGUGUGUGUGAGGGCUAGGUUAGCUGGCUAGCUAACUGUGAGUGCUAGCAUGCUAAAAGUAAAACAAACAGUACGUGUCUACCUUACACUUAUAACGGUAAGAGAUUAGAACAUGUGAGAAAUGUGAUAAAUUAAAUUUUUUAUGAUAUUUCAAACAAUGGUAAUUAGCUAAUGAGUUAAUUAAAUUGCUAUGUAUUAGACGGAUUUAUUACACCUGAUCGGGUGUACGUAUAUAUUUAAACGAUGUACCUGUUCAUGUUUAUCUAUUAUAUAUUUGUAAAUGAAAUGAAUAAAUACACACAUGAA
Clarias gariepinus (North African catfish) is the source of this 2343-nucleotide messenger RNA. RefSeq names its product solute carrier family 6 member 18 (gene slc6a18). Gene Ontology annotation, cellular component: plasma membrane. Bases 80 to 1927 code for a protein of 615 amino acids. The transcript has 12 exons. Gene Ontology annotation, biological process: sodium ion transmembrane transport. The record is from RefSeq and is a predicted model, not a curated record. NCBI's taxonomy places the organism in Eukaryota, Metazoa, Chordata, Actinopteri, Siluriformes, Clariidae.